UACAGAAUGAAGGCAAUUAUCGUUCUAUCGGCUUUAUUUGCGGCCGCCAUAGCAACACCAUUUUACGGCGGUUACUAUGGAGAUGAUGACGGUUACUGGAGGUAUGGAGGGUAUGGUGGAUACCGAGGUUACGGUGGAUAUGGAGGUUAUGGAAUGUUCGGUGGAGGAUACGGUAUGAUGCCAUACGGUGGAUAUGGAGGCGGUGGAUAUGGAGGCUAUGGUGGUUACGGAGGAUACGGAGGCUAUGGGGGUUAUGGAGGAUACGGAGGCUAUGGUGGAUACGGAAGAUUCGGAAUGAUUGGCGGUGGAUAUGGAGGAUAUCCCGGCAUGCACAGAUACCACCACUGGGGACACAGACCGUACUGGCCAAAAUGGAAACCUUACCACAAGAAAAGAGGAUAUUAUUAAACAUCUUAUGAAGAAACUGACCCGGACAACGACAAUACUUUAUGAUAAUUUUGUUUGACAUAUACGUGUAUUUAUUUGAAAGAAGAUUUGAAUGGUAAAAACAUGUUUUCAUAUAAAUAAAUUGCAAGUUCAAUUCA
This is a messenger RNA of Mercenaria mercenaria, 545 nucleotides long. RefSeq lists its product as uncharacterized. NCBI's taxonomy places the organism in Eukaryota, Metazoa, Mollusca, Bivalvia, Venerida, Veneridae. The record is from RefSeq and is a predicted model, not a curated record. The coding region runs from base 7 to 408 and encodes 133 amino acids. The transcript is spliced from 4 exons.